Messenger RNA from Sodiomyces alkalinus F11, 1902 nucleotides. RefSeq lists its product as hypothetical. The coding region runs from base 1 to 1902 and encodes 633 amino acids. The record is from RefSeq and is a predicted model, not a curated record. Lineage: Eukaryota; Fungi; Ascomycota; Sordariomycetes; Glomerellales; Plectosphaerellaceae. The transcript has 19 exons.
AUGCCGAACCAGCCGAUCAAAAGUUCGGCCCGGUCACCACUAAUAUGGGGCCAUUCGCUCAACGAGGACGAUCUAUGGACGCUUGAGAUGAAUAAGAGCCUCGCGCGGCGGCUGGGCGAGACAUGGUGUGCGCAGUUCAUUCAUUACUUCUUCGUACUUGGUACAGAUCAAUAUUGGAUCUACCCGCCGCCAACGGGUCCCGAUGGAACAUAUGGCCCCACCGCCUACCCGUCUGGACCCCCUAGCGCUCCACACGUCGGGUCUCCAACUCGUCCCCGCAAUUCUAUACACUACUUUGAAGGUGCUGAUAGUGUCUGGUGGAUGCGCGCCGCCGAUCACCUGCAGUCUAUGCCUGUUUUGGGUCGUCAGGCCAUUUCAUGGAGGUUGCCGAUUCGGACUGGCCCCGAGAGCUCGUAUUCGAUGCUGCAUGCUCCCUGUCGGACUGAUUACGGCGGCCCGCGUCGCUGGCCGGAUGACCGCAGCCAAAUUGAAAAUGAUGAACCCCUCUCCCAAUCGGUCGACGUAUCUGGGCAAUUACUUCAAGAGAAGAGCCGUACAUACCCUGUUCUACAAGCUCCAGGGCUAGGGCAAGUUCUCUAUUUUCCGUAUUUCCCGGCGUAUCCCACCUUCGGGCCCCAACCCCGCGGCUGGGCAUACAGGGAUUGCCCCUUCGAAGCCACGGCUCUGGAAAAGAAUCGAGUGAUCUUUUGGGACCAGUUACGACAUCUGAAUCUUUGCGCCCUGAUUGAGGAACUAUGCCCUGACAGGCUGCCAAGGUGGGGUCACUUCCCUGGUCCCAAUUUCCAACAUCGUCCCAUGCAACGCUUUAUCCGCCGCCCUACGGUCUACCUACCAGCUAUUCCACUUCAAUUUUUGCUCGCCUUUGUUUGGAAUCGUGGAUUUCUCAGUCUCACUCUCACUCUCGCAUCGGGCUUCCCGUUAUGGCCUUGUCUCCUGCUUUUGGAAUGGCCAGAUGGAGAGGCAGACCAAAACGGCAAAGCCGACCUUCGUCCUCAUCUGGCCAUUUCUUUGACGAUGAGCCCAUCUCGAUAUAGCGUCGAGACCAUCGGCAACUAUCAGAUCUACCACACGCGUUACGCAUCACAUAUCACAUCAGAACCACAUUUAGCUUUCCAGCUCCAGGAUGUACACGUCUCCAGCCCCUCUCUCCUUCCAAGGCGCCCCGUUUUCGGCGGAGAAAGGGAUCCAUUUUCGACGCCAUCCGCAUGGAAGCCCGGUUUAAGCGGAGAACAUGGUUCGGUUGCAGACCCAGCAGCAUGCCCUACAACGAUGACCGAUGCAAGGCCAGGCAAGGCCCUAUGCGAGCCGAAAGCCGCCGCACGAAUCUUCCUUGGCGAUGAGGCCAAGCGGCAGCCGCCUUGCAUACCACCUGCAUCCCUCUCCCUCUCCCUCUCUCUCUCUCUCUCUCUCUCUCUCUCUCUCUACCCACUCCGCGACGGCCUCCAGCUUCCCCUUCCCCCGAGCGCGUGUCCCCAAAGCAUGAUCAGCCAGCAUCUCGUUCCACUUUACCAUAAAACUCACCCUCGGUCCGCAUGCGGGCUUGGUCGUGCUCAAAAACAAAGAACACCAGCGGUGCACAGAUGGGUAGGACUGGCCCUGGCUGUCUUACCAAGUCAGCCAGCCACGUUUGUCCGCAAUACCUCCACCUCUGGCUCUUUGAAGCCCCUCGACAAGGGAAUACCUCGGUCAAGUUAUCAGCACGCCUGGAACCCUUUCGACAUCGUGGGCAUCACAUCAUCCAUCCCCGAUUUUGAGCCAGCCUGUCGGAAGUUCCAAUGGUCAUAUGUCUUAGAACGUCAGCCGGGCAGACCCAGACCCAGCUCACCGCAUGCCCCUCCUGGUCCCCGUCGGGUCUCGAUUCCGCCAGAAGAAAAGCUCUAG